Molecule: messenger RNA, 930 nt
Organism: Salvelinus namaycush (lake trout)
Lineage: Eukaryota; Metazoa; Chordata; Actinopteri; Salmoniformes; Salmonidae
Product: CMRF35-like molecule 6
Exons: 5
Source: RefSeq, a predicted model, not a curated record
AUGAGGAAUCUGAUGUCUGUCAACAUCAGCCUCCUCUGUGCUGUGAGCUGUGUGAUGUCAUCAGUGAUCCCAAAGAGAGGGAAAGAAGGAGGAAAAUAUAGCAUUCAGUGUCCUUAUGACCGGGGGUUUGAGACAAACCAGAAGUACCUCUCUAAAGGGAUCUGGGCCUACCGGGUUGACGUGAUCAAAACCCAGAAACAUCAGCACCCAGCCUUGUCUCAUGAAGGGAGAUUCUCUCUGUUUGACAACACAGAGAGAAGAGUCUUCACUGUGACCAUCACUAACCUGAUCCUAGAGGAUUCAGGGACCUACUGGUGUGAAAUCAACACAUGGUGGUGGUAUAACAAGACUGAAGUCAGGAUCACUGUGGACGGAGCUCCUGUUCCUCCCAACCCUGGCUCCGUCACCUCCAGACCUCUCCUCUCCACGACACACCCAUCAACAAACAUCACCAUGACAACUGACUCCUCAAACUCCACAGCAGGUAUAUUACUUCUAGGUGAUGUGAUGUUCUCUGGUGUUGGUCUGGGUGUUGUUCUACUACUGCUGGGUCUGCUGCUGUUCAUGUUCUUUAGACAGAGGAGAGACAGAGACAGGAGACCAACAGCAUCUAAACACUCUGCCAGACUGUUGGUGUCUGACUCCAUGACAACCAACCAGGAUCCAGACACAGGAACCAUCACCAACCCCAUCUAUGCCACAGGAACCAAUCAUAACCCAGAUACAGCCUGUGAUACCACCACCAUCUAUGCCAAGGCAACCAAUCCUUGUCCAGAGGACAUCUACUCCAACGUUGGAGGUGGAGAGGCUCCAGACAGUGUGACGUAUGCUACUGUCAACUUCCCCAGAGAUCCAGCCUGACUCCACUGUGCUACUGUCAACUUCCCCAGAGAUCCAGCCUGUCUCCACUAUGCUACUGUCAACUUCCCC